This is a messenger RNA of Henningerozyma blattae CBS 6284, 678 nucleotides long. RefSeq names its product exosome non-catalytic core subunit RRP46 (gene RRP46). Gene Ontology annotation, biological process: poly(A)-dependent snoRNA 3'-end processing; U4 snRNA 3'-end processing; nuclear mRNA surveillance. Bases 1 to 678 code for a protein of 225 amino acids. NCBI's taxonomy places the organism in Eukaryota, Fungi, Ascomycota, Saccharomycetes, Saccharomycetales, Saccharomycetaceae. Gene Ontology annotation, cellular component: cytoplasmic exosome (RNase complex); nucleolus; nuclear exosome (RNase complex). The transcript has a single exon. The record is from RefSeq and is a predicted model, not a curated record.
AUGUCUUUUUUAGAAGCGAAAAUUGGUAUCUUAUCCCAUGUCGAUGGUUCUUCUCAGCUAACUUCUCAAUCAACUAACGUCAUCUGCGGUGUCACUGGCCCAAUUGAGCCAAAGCCAAGACAAGAACUACCAAAUGAAUUAGCUUUAGAAAUUAUUGUUCGUCCUGCUACUGGGGUUUCAAAUACAAGAGAAAAAUUAUUAGAAGAUAGGCUUCGUGGUGUUCUGACUCCAAUUAUCAAUAGAAAUUUAUAUCCAAGACAGUUAUGCCAAAUCACAUGUCAAAUAUUAGAUUCUGGUGAAAGUGAUGAAUAUUUUAGCCAAAAAGAAUUAGCAUGCUGUAUUAAUUCAUCUUUCUUAGCUCUUAUAGAUGCAGGGAUCGCGUUGAAUUCUACAGUUGCAAGUAUUGUAUUAGCAAUAAUGAAUGAUGCUGAAGAAACUAUUGUAACAAAUCCUACUAAUGAGCAAUUAUUAGAAUCCAAAUCAGUUCAUAUAUUAGCCUUAGAAAUUGUCAACGAAUCAAAAUUAAUUAAAAAUGUCUUAUUAUUGGAUAGUUUGGGUGAUUUCACUGAAACCCAAUUGUUCAAAAUUCUCGAAAUUGGUGAGAAAAGUUGUGUAGAUAUUUCUAUUAGUUUAAGAAAAAUAAUUCAAGACAGAGUAGAACAAUCAAUUAUACGAUAA